UGAUCGAGUAUUUGUCUUAAAUAUGCCGUGCAACCCCAAGGAACGAAGAUAAUACCAGUCCCCUUCAUUCUCAGCCCCCGCCGAAAUUGAUUGCUACGUGACCCACAAAAGGGACAGCUGUUCUCAUUCGUCAAAUUUCAGGGGGAUACCUUGCACAAGCCAGGCUGUCACUAAUCAUCUUUGGUCAUCUCUCUUCUCCAGAUCCAAUCCAGUACACACAUCAACAUCCACCACCAUCAGCCUUGUCCCUGUACCCGCCUCACUUUUCAUUCACUCGUUUAUCCCUCUCUCUCUCUCUCUCUCUCAUGACUACGUAAUAAGCCCCCUUUCUUUGUCCCCAGGGUCAUCGCACCAUGGUCCGCGCCCUCAAUCUCCGCCUCGCCCUUCAGGCAACAGCUAUCAAGGUCUCUGCAAACCUGGUCACCCAGAUCAUUAUUCACUACAGAACACCAGGUGUAUCGACUUUUGAUGCUCAGCAGGUACUGGAGUUUGCCAUCUAUGGGUUCAUAGGCUCUCAGGUCGGCAAUAUCAUCCAAUUCAUUCUGGAGGACUGCUUCCCCACUGGACACGCAAUCAGGGCGAACGAGAUCUUGCCUCAGGUUCAGACGGAUGUUAAGCAGGUUGAGGAGAAGAAGGAUGAUGAUACGAGAGGAACGACGAGGAGAUGGUUCAACAUUAGUCCGGAUCUCAUUUGGCGCAACGUUUUGGCGAAGCUGAUUCUUGAUCAAACAAUUGGUCUUGCCAUCAGCGGUUCGGUCUUUCUCAUCUGCACAAACAUCGCACGUGUUUCACACCCCUUCCUCGUUUUGGAAGUAAUUCGCAAUCGACUUUGGCCACUUAUCAAAGCUGGCUGGCAUAUCUGGCCAUUAGUCGCCAUCUGCAACUUCUUAUGGGUUCCCGUGCGCUCUCGAGUUUUGGUGGCAGUUUGUGUUGGGUUCGGCUGGAGCAUUUUCUUGAGCGUCUUUGCCAUGCGGACGGGGCAUUGAUGGGCAUAGACAAGACUGGGUAUCUUUGGUCUUUGCGCUGAUGAAUGGGCGUGGUUUAGAGGGUUUCCCCUACGGAGCACUUUUCUUUGUGUCUUGGGGUUGGAGUCGUGGAGUCAUGGGAUCAAUGUAUGUGCCUCGGGCUUCUUGUAUUGUAGGUUUCAAAUGA
Messenger RNA from Fusarium redolens, 1152 nucleotides. RefSeq lists its product as uncharacterized. Gene Ontology annotation, cellular component: cytoplasm; membrane. The transcript has a single exon. The coding region runs from base 354 to 986 and encodes 210 amino acids. The record is from RefSeq and is a predicted model, not a curated record. Lineage: Eukaryota; Fungi; Ascomycota; Sordariomycetes; Hypocreales; Nectriaceae.